AUGCAAAAAGUGUUGCAACGAAGUGGCUCCAUGGUGGCAUCCCGACCUAAGAUCGAUUGGCCGAGACCGGAACAAAAACACGAGGUAGAUGCGAAGGCGGAUCUUCGCGGAGUGCAUUGGCAGUUGAGUUACAUGGCCACUGCCCCGGGGCAGUCUCAGACCAAGCAGGCAUACAUCAAACAUCCAUCGUAUGAGCGCCGCGCUGCGGUUGAGAACGGUGCUGAUUUGAAGUCGUCGCACAUCGACCUCGCGUUUGGCGCCUCCAAGUCGUGUAAACAUUGGGUGGCGGCAUUAACAGACGAGAUGUCCAGGAACCAGCACGAGAAGUUCAACUGCAAGAAACCGGAAGGUUUCGAAUUCUUAGGGGCCGAGCUCCGGAAGUCGAGCAUCUCAUUCGGCGAGCGUGUGGGUCCCAGCGGUCCCGGCACAAUGUGGUGUUGA
This is a messenger RNA of Symbiodinium natans, 441 nucleotides long. The record is from the annotation of a GenBank genome assembly. NCBI's taxonomy places the organism in Eukaryota, Dinophyceae, Suessiales, Symbiodiniaceae.